AAAAGUUACUUAGCUUCACGCUAGCUAUUUGAAGAUCAGGCUGAAAGCUCCUUCACGAUUCCGUCUUCCUCUUCGAAAUACUUAGGAUUGAAAUGGAAGUUUCAAAGAGAUCAGUAAUGGCGAUGAGAACGAAAUUAAAGCAAGCAUCUUUGUUGUGGGUAUUGGGUUUUGGGCAAGCCUGUUGUCUUCACAGAGUUGUCAUUCUUUGUGUCAGGUCGAGAAAGCUUUUGAUUAGAACAGGGCAGUGUUUUCUAUUGAAUGGAUUCAUAUUCUUAGGAAGUCUAUUUGUCUUGAAAUCUGUUGUCAUCCCAGUGCUAGAAGGGAUGUUACCUGAUCAGUGCUCAGAGAAUAGUUCUCAAGAACUCUCCUUAUUUGCUGGUAUUUUAAAAUUUUAUUCCUACUUGCGAGCUGGACUUAUACAACUCUUUUAUGUAAGUAUGCAAUUAAUGAACUCAUAUUCUACUUCUAUAAGUUCUUUUAUGUAGUCUCUCCUACUUGGCCUGCGUGAUGGAAUUCAGUUAGCUUGAAUAUUAGGAUUACCUGUGAAUGAAAUAUUAUUGUACUGGAGUUGCCCAGUGACUUUCAAUAUGUUAGGACCAAGAGGUUUCUGUUACACAACUUGUUGAAAAGGCUUCAGAAAUUACACAAAACACCUUUUUUUUCCCUUUUUUUUUUUUUCUGUGGUUUUGCUCCUAAUCAGAAAAAAUUCAGUUUCUGUACACUGUAUAUAAUCACUUUUUUUUAAUAAUCAAUUGCAGAUAUUUUGGUUCUAUCCCCUGUACGUCUUUAGCUUUGUUCUCAGCAGUAUCUGGUACGUCUCCUACUGUUUUUUGAUGGUUGCAUGCCAUUUAUUCAUAUCCAGUAUCCCUCAGAGGCUCAGACUGUUUUAAGUAACUUUUAGUUGAACCAGGGUAGCAUACAUCAUGAUAUCCUCAUCUUUAGAAUGUCCAUGCAUUACAUCCAUGAUCCGAUGACUGUAGACUUUUUGUCUCAUAGGGAUAACAAUUUUUUUUUUUCCCUGUAAUCCCUUUCUGUCAUUUGAUCUUCCUUCUUCUUUUCAAGGGAAGAAUGUUUACCUAUUUAAGCUUUACAGUGAAGUUAUUUUAACAUUUUAAUCCAGGUAUAAUGACAUUGCAAAGCUUGGUUUUGAUGCAAUGAGGGAUCCUGAGCCUUCUUCAGUAGAACCCUCAAAACAAAGUGACACAUUGAUCUUAGAAAAUAAAGGGCAGACAGAAAGGCCAAGUGGCCUUGGAGGAGUCUUGAUUGGUAUAGGGGAGCAGGUCUACCCAAUACUUCUUUUGAUCUUCUUUUUCCUAGAGGUGAAAUACAGUUACCUUUAUUAUGCUCUUAUAUUCUUCUUUCUUUUGUUGGCUUGUUAAGUGCUAACCAUCAACCUUGUAGUUAUGGAAUUCUUGUUCAUCUUCCUUUUUUAUAGUUGUGUUUAAAUGCACAUAAAUCACAUGCAGGUUUCUGCCAUAGGAUUUAUACCAUUUGUUGGAAAGGCACUCAAUUUCCUACUUCUUUCAUGGAUGUAUGCCUACUAUUGUUUUGAGUAUAAGUGGAACUUUUCUGAAGUAAGUCUUGGCAACAGGCUGAUUUUCUUUGAAUCUAACUGGGCAUUCUUUGCUGGUUUUGGUAAUUGUGUCUAACUUGAGUUUUUCCCUCCAUUUCAUUUGUAUGCCAUGCAAACUUUCCAAAUAAAUUUUUUAUCGUUUUCCUACCUUUUAUAUUUGGGGCUGCUGUAACAUCUUCAACACCAUUAAUAUAUAACAGGAAGCCCUUGUGUUCUGGCUAUUUUCUUUGUCUCUCCUCUCGUGAGCAAUGGGAUAAUGGCUAUUCUCUUUCCACUAGUAUGUCUUAACAGAUCCUUCUCUCCUCAGUCGUAAGACUUAUCAAUUUUUUUCUCUGAGAAGUUUGGUGGCCAUAACGUACAUGUCUUUCAGUUUGUUCUUGCUGCAACAGGAUCAUCAGCAGAGCAAGUAAUUUCAAACCAAAAGAGGAAGUGGGGCAGUUCAGAGCUGGGAAGGCUUCCUGUAUUUUUUGCUGCAAAUAGUUUGUCAUUGUGGGUAUUGUCUUUCAUCCCCCUGGAAUCUCAGGAGAGAACUCAAGACAAGAAGGUGCUCUAAACAAAUUCUGGCUCAAUCCUCGUACAAUUUAGCAACAGAUCAGUUUACCAGCAUUUCACAGACGACAUUGUACCAGAAAUUUCAGUCAGUAUAUCUUCGAGGUAAAAACGCUAUCUAAGAAACCAUCUUGUAUCAUGUACAUAAACAGCAUCACCUCCUCAGUCUUCCUUUUUCCCCUCCACUGGGAAAGCAUGUACAGCUCCAUGAUCAUUCUUCAACCAAUACAUCAUGUCUGUGUCUAUAAGGUUGUCCGUGAACUAUACAGUUGACUUAACAAGAAGAGAGUGCUGUAAGCUAUGCUGAAAAUGCUAUAUUUUGAAUUCUUCCAUUUUUCUUUUCAAAUGCAAGAAAUUCUUACUGGACUU
Rubroshorea leprosula is the source of this 2491-nucleotide messenger RNA. The record is from the annotation of a GenBank genome assembly. NCBI's taxonomy places the organism in Eukaryota, Viridiplantae, Streptophyta, Magnoliopsida, Malvales, Dipterocarpaceae.